Haliotis rubra (blacklip abalone) is the source of this 2927-nucleotide messenger RNA. RefSeq lists its product as uncharacterized. NCBI's taxonomy places the organism in Eukaryota, Metazoa, Mollusca, Gastropoda, Lepetellida, Haliotidae. The record is from RefSeq and is a predicted model, not a curated record. The transcript is spliced from 5 exons. The coding region runs from base 212 to 1099 and encodes 295 amino acids.
UAAACAGAGUCGUUCAUAGUUCCUGGUUCUACAUUGACGACGACUUCGAGACAGAACAGCGUAACUUAGAGUGACAGUUCACAGCAGGGGUGCAAAACCAGUCAAAUCACGGGCCUUAUCGGAAGGAGUAUAAUAUUUCAAGGGGUCAUAGGCACGGGUCACCAAGCCGGGGUCACGAGAAGCAUGUGACGAGAGACUUCAGCGCGACAACAUGGGGUGUUUGUGCUCUUGUUUACAUCCAGAAUUAAAGUCUGAAGCAUCAGCAAAGACGCCAUUGCUGUCGGGUACAACUUCGCCACCCAACAACAGCAACAACAACGGCCAGUCAGCCAGACAGAACCGACCUCCGAGGAAAGAGUUUUUGACAUCCGUUGAAGAAUUAGCAAUCGUUCAAUGUGCCAAGCUGCCUUUACCUGCUUUAGACAAGACGUUUCAGGACCACAGCAAGUUGUACAACGACCUGCUUGAGAGCUUCAACACACUGAAGGACACCAUCCACGACUUCAAAGCAGUGUUUGAGUAUGAGACGAGAGGCAUCCCGGUAUUGGCGGAAUGCCUGAAGCUGUUACGCAAACGCUGUGGUGCCGCUACCCUGACCGCGUCUCGGACCCGGUUCAGCAUCACUGUUGAGUAUGACCGACUGGAGGUGUCAAGACUGUGUAAAGGACCGGCUGAGGACACUCUGGAAGCUCUAGAACUUUUCAACAAAGCAAACAAACUCACCAGAAGUAUUCUAGAGAAGGCUCCGAAGGUGAAGAACACAAUCCAAGUGGUGCUUGACGAUGAACAGAGCUUGAGGAGGGAUAUCUCCAAGUCCAACAUCAGCACCACUGAUGAACCGGAAGUGAUGAAGCUGUGCGUUGCCAACAUCAACAAGCUCCGGAAGUUGCCCGGUUCUGUCGAGACAAUCCAAAAACACACACAGAGACAAUUCAAUGAACUUAAGGAAUCAUCGAAAGUUCUUUUGGGGAAUCGUAACUGUGGAAGGAUAAGGUUGGUUGUUGUCCGUGCACUCAAACCUCAUUACUAUCGGAGCCCAUUCUUGAUGUUCUCAAUGUGGAACAAAAUGAAAACUGGUUUCUUGAAAGAAUGUUAUUAAUAUCUUUAGUUGAAUAUCGUAUUGUUAAUGUUUGACCGUGCACAUAUACCUCAUUACCCACGGAAACAAUUCUUGAUGUUCUCAAUUUGGAACAAACUCAGAAUUCAUAUCUUGGUUGAAGUUAAUGAAUAUCUUUAGUUGAAAAUCCUAUUGAUUAUGUUGUGAAGCUCAUUACUAUCUUGAUGUUCCCAGAAUGAAACAAACUGAGAACUGGUUUCUUGAUAGAAUUUGAGCAGUUCUACAAACAGAAAUACAGUUAUAACUACCUGAAUAAUAGCGACUUGGGGAAGUUGGUCGAUCUGAGGUACGCUGUACGUAUCUCUGCGCCAUCUUGUGGGACACUAUGUUUCGUGGUUACGUGCAUAUUUGAUUGCGUAUUGGUUUCUACAGUUAACAUGGCGGUGUUAAAGCCCACUCCAGCAUCGUUCGUCGGGAUGAAUGCCUAGGUUCUAUUUCCAACAAGGAAACAAUGCUGUAACACCCAACCCUAUACCCCAUCCCUAUACCCUACCCUGUGACCCCGUGAUAUUACUGGAUAUCAGUAGGGCCAGGAUCGCAAUUCACUCGCUUCUAUAUUUAAUACAGCCAAAUUUAUCCAUACUAUGGCCUUGUAAUGGAUGAUAUGAUACAUAUCGUAUUUGUAUAAAAUACAUUUUGUACCCAAUGAGGGAUACAAGAUGUAUGCAAGAUAUGUGAACACAUGUGUAUUGUAUAUAACCUUCCUCUGCGUUGGAAUUAAUGUGUUUGCUCGUCAGACCAAAGGACAGGGUUCGAUUCCCCUCUUGUGUGAAGCGCAAUUCAGGUGCGCCCCGUUGUGAUGUUCCUUCUACUGUGUUGCGGAUACAGAUAUGGGAACUUGAUACACCCGCCCAACUCCUCACACCGUGUUUCAAAAACUGAUAAUAAUGUUAUGAUGCUAUAAUCGUUUUUUUGCAUAUCCUCAAAGAAUAGAAAUGGCACAAACACAUUCAAAAUCGGUCCCCUCGAUAAUGAAUUUGUUUUAAUGAAGUAGACGAGAUGUACUGUUAGUAUUUUGCUGAGCUAAAGUUGAGCUUUGUUGUAUUCAAAGUUAAUUAAACGCAUUGUUGACAUUGAUUUGUUUUAUAUAAAGUUAUGUGAUAUUUAUUUUCAAAUAACCAGAGGCGUGAAGAAUUCUUUAAACACUGCAAAAUAUAAACUUGCUUUGUACCUUCACCUCAGGGCAAUCCUUUGACCUCAAGUAUGUCGACAUACUGGACACCAGUCCCCUGGUCAGUCACUAUAUAAAUCAUUAAUAUAAGGCCUGGAUUCGCUACUUCCGGCACUAAGCUGGUUCUCGCCUCCCUUUGCGUGCGCCAGUUUGCGAUAUGAGAGACGGGGCCCAGCUUACUUCCGGUACCACAUUUCCGGUGACAAGCCUAUAUUCAAGUUCUGGUUGCCAAAUGCGCGACCGCCAAAUGUGACUUUACUAGGCCGAACCAAGUGUACAACCAGCUUGGCAGUCACAGCUGUCGGCAGUCGUAAUAGCUGACUAAUUUGUAGAUGGUUAGAUCUGAAAUUUGUUAUUCCUGCAAGGAUUGUGUUUAUCGUAAUAUAUGCUUCUUCAAAGCAUGUUUGACACUUUUAACAGAAAUUAAAUAAGAAAUGGCAUGCUGCUUGAUAUGGGUAGUUUAAGAACGUUCACUGUGCGAAUCAACGUAGUGUAGGCGACGAGAAGUAGCGGUUUCUCAGUUUGUGGUGUCGAACAGAAACUGGUUGUAUGCUAUCGAAAUAUAUAUAAACUAUAUUUAUACAAGAGCAGUCGCUUUUAUAGUACAUUUAUGCAAUGAAAUAAAAGUAUGCUCACGCC